Molecule: messenger RNA, 942 nt
Organism: Colletotrichum higginsianum IMI 349063
Lineage: Eukaryota; Fungi; Ascomycota; Sordariomycetes; Glomerellales; Glomerellaceae
Product: WD domain-containing protein
Exons: 3
Coding region: 1-942 (313 amino acids)
Source: RefSeq, a predicted model, not a curated record
AUGUCUGGCGCUCUUCGCUCUGCGGGACCGCGGAGCGUACGAUUACUGCUGUCAUGGCUAGCAGUCUAUGCAGCCCUUGUUGGUGCCUCUCCCACACCGGUCGUUGAUGCUGACAACGACAACAUUGCUCUCUCCGUUUCCGAUGGCACGCUCGACAAGCGAGUCGUAGGGCAAUUUCCAACAUUCACCAAUGACUACAACGGUCGUGUCCGGAAGGGGUACUUUCUUAAGAUGCUCAUGCCAUUGAACGACGCAGCCGCAGCACAGCUGAACGAAGGUCGUGCUGUUUCCAGCCCGUGGCAGGAUCCUCGCUGGGUGGAAUAUUGGGGAUGGGUUCGUAACCCGACGGUAUGGGGCCCGUUCGAGGACGAUGCCUUGGAUAAUGACCCUGACGGCGCGCCUGGGUUUGUCAGGAAAUGGGAACGGCAAGUACUUUGUGCUUACUAUAAGAAUGUGUUCAACCCGCGUUUUGGUGCGAUCAUGUUUGACGACAAUAUCAGCCCUCGAUCCGAAAUUGCCACGAACGGACUCGGAGACGCACCAGAACUCGAACAAUUAUCUGAUAUUGCAUACUUCCAGUGGCUGUAUGCUUGCAGAGAAAAGAACAUCCAUCCUGCCAACAUCAGGCUCAUCUUCCGGGCCAAGAUCACAUACGCUCCCAGCUUCGAGCUGAUCGCGCUGGCUUUGUCUGACGCCGGUUAUGGACGUGUUCCGGGCUGGGACCGACGGGCCACGUUUGGGAUGGACACGCGGCCGGGGCUUGCCAUCUUGGGGUCCACCCACGGCUCCGGCGCUGCCUUGUUCUUGAUCCAGCAUAAGAGGAUUCUUGGCCUGAAGAAGAUAACUCAAGUGACAGUAUGGGGAGAUAACGGCGGCUUUGCUCUCGAUUCUGACGCAGAACGCGUAGCCUUGAAUCUGAGGUUUGUCGUUACCAACGCUUAG